Emericellopsis atlantica is the source of this 723-nucleotide messenger RNA. RefSeq lists its product as uncharacterized. Lineage: Eukaryota; Fungi; Ascomycota; Sordariomycetes; Hypocreales; Bionectriaceae. The record is from RefSeq and is a predicted model, not a curated record. The coding region runs from base 1 to 723 and encodes 240 amino acids. The transcript has a single exon.
AUGAAGACACAGGUCCUCUCGAUGCUCGGCCUCAUGGCUGUAUCUGUUGUUGGCAUGCCUUCCGAUCCUGAUAUUGGUCUGCCUCAAUGCUCCCACUGCCCACCGAAGCCCCCUCAGCAUGGACCGCGGUCGCUCGAAAUCGAGGCCCGCGGUGGGUACAACAACAAGAAGUGUCCCAAAGAGAGCAUCUACUGCGAGAAGUACGACCAUGAGUACUAUAACACGUACAGUCGUUUUGACCUCAGCUACAAUGAGGCCAUCACUUGCCCAGACCAGUUCCGGUACGAUCUCAAGGUCAAGGUCGAAGCCUGCUCCUCGGACAAGGGCAACAAGGAGUGCCUCAAGGUCUACUACCAGAAUGGGUACAACAGCCACAAGCGCGAUGGCGGGUACGAGUCGAUUGGAAAGUCCAACCUGGGCAUCUACCUCGACGAGCAUGACCAGUACCGCCCCGAGUCUCUCAACUACAACAACUACUGCCAUGGGAACCAGUGCUCGGUGCCCACGGACUCCCUGCCCGGGUACCCCAAUCUCUGCGGCAAGAAGAUCUACCUGGCGGUCGGCAACGACCGCUGCUACAACAAUUACGAGUACAAGGACGACGAAAAGUACCGCCAGAGCACCAAGCACAUCUCCGCCACCGUCAGCUGCAAGAAGGACGAGCACUACGACUACAACAAGGGCUGCAAGGAGUACUGCUGCUGCUACAAUUACGGCUACUAA